UUUAUGGGAAAAAAAUAAGGUGCCGAAAAGAGAACACAUGACAACGUGUUAUGGAGGAACAGGUCAAUGAAGGAGUCGGCUUGAAAAUAAUCCGAAGAUGUUUAGACAUGCGCAGACGUAGGAUGCCAUAUUGGACGGAGGACUUGGCAGAGCAGCUGAGAAGCACCCCGAUCGUGCUUCGGCGAAGGAGAAGGACUCUCUGAAUUCAAAGGCGCAGAAACUUCAUCAAGGCUUUGAGCUUGCUGUGAGCUUACGCAUCUGGAGAAGGUCACCGGUGCUCUAGGUCACCGAGGAGCUCGCCCUUCACAGGACACCGAAAAUGAUGUCAGCAGGGGGAAAGACCCAGAGUCCGGCCAAUGGCAGAGCAGAACAGGGCCACUCAGAUAUGGACUGUGGAGAGGAGGCGGUGGACUUUAACUGGGAGGAAUAUCUAGAGGAGACAGGAGCCACUGCUGCUCCUCACACUUCCUUCAAACAUGUGGAGCUGAGCCUUCAGAGCAGCUUUCAGCCUGGAAUGAAGCUGGAAGUGGCCAAUAAGAGCUGCCCAGACACCUACUGGGUGGCGACCAUCAUUACCACGUGCGGCCAGUUGCUGCUGUUACGCUACUGUGGCUAUGGUGAUGACCGCAAAGCGGACUUCUGGUGUGACGUGAUGACUGCAGAGCUCCAUCCCGUGGGCUGGUGCACGCAGAACAACAAACUGCUGCAGCCACCUGAAGAUAACGUUUACCUCAGAGCAGCUAUUAAAGAGAAGUACAGCGACUGGACUGAGUUUCUCAUCAGUGAGCUCACUGGCUCACGAACAGCACCAGCCAGUCUGCUUGAAGGGCCACUGAGGGGUAAGAACACUGUGGACCUGAUUGUACCAGGCUGCGUGAUGGAAAUUCGUGAUGCUUGUGAGCCAUUUGUUUACUGGGUGGCACAUGUCCAGCGAAAUAUCGGUGGCCGACUGUGCCUCAGCUACGCUGGAUUGGAGGACCCCAUCCACUACAUCUGGAUAUUCUACCUGGACACCAGACUCCGACCCCUAGGCUGGGCCAAUGAGAACCACCUGUCAAUGGAACCGCCUACAGAAUUGCGUGCUCUGAAAAGUGCUGCAGAGUGGAGGGAGGCCUUGGGGAAAGCCUCUCCUGAAACCCUGGAAACCCACCUGCCCUUUGAAGUCUUCAAGGAUCAUGCUGAUUUACGAAAGCACUCCUUCAGCACAGGGAUGAAGCUGGAGAUGGUGUCACCAGAAGAACCCUUCCACAUCUGUCCUGUGUCUGUCACUAAAGUAUACAAUGAAUACUACUUCCAGGUCACGGUGGACGACCUGACUGGGGAGUCUCCGCCCCGCUCUGUGGUGUGCCAUGCCGAUUCCCUGGGCAUCCUGCCAGUCCAGUGGUGCCUGAAAAGUGCCGUUGGCCUGGAGCGGCCGAGGGGUUUUCAGUCUCAGGACUUCGACUGGGCAGACUACCUAAAGCACACAGGCACAGAGGCGGCCCCGGAUGCCUGUUUCCCUAACGCAUCUCUGAGUAGGGGCUUCUGUAAGGAUACAUGGUUGGAAGCUGUGAAUCCUUUGCAGCCAUCUGAGCUUUGCGUUGCCCGUAUCACUCAGGUCAAAGGUCGGCUCCUGUGGCUCAGAUUUGAAGGACUGUCUAAGCCACUAACUGAAUGUAUAUUAGAUGCUGAGAGCAUGGACAUUUUCCCUGUGGGUUGGUGCGAGGCUAAUGGCUACCCACUGACACCCUUACGGAAGGCAGUCUGUCAGCCUCAGAAGAAAAUUGCAGUGGUGCAGCCAGAGAAACAGCAGUCAGCUCCUUCACCGGUGGAGAAUGUACCACUUGACCUCUGCCAUUCCACUGACAUAGAUUCAGCAUCUGUGAAUGGCAAGUACUGCUGUUCUGAGAUCUUUGUGAAUCACCGCUGUUUCUCUGGACCAUAUCUCAACAAGGGCAGAAUUGCUGAGUUACCACAGGCCGUUGGCCCUGGCAAGUGCACCCUCGUCCUUAAAGAGGUUCUGACAAUGUUAAUAAAUUCAGCCUAUAAGCCGGGGCGUGUUCUCAGGGAGCUGCAAAUGGUAGAAGACCCACAGUGGAACUGUCUGGAGGAGACCCUGAAAGCCAAGUAUAAAGGGAAGAGUUACCGCUCCUGCGUGAGGAUGGUCCGCGUGGCCGAGCAGGUCCCGGACUUCUGCCGCAGAGUGUGCGUGCGGCUGCAGUGCUGCCCCAACCUCUUCGGCCCGACGCUCGUCUUGGACAAGUGUCCGGAAAACUGCUCCGUACAGACCAAGACCAAGUACACAUGCUACUACGGGAAGAAGAGGAAGGUGGGCCGGCCCAGUCUCGGGGAGAGCGCUCAGGAGGGGGAACUGGGCAAACCAGCACGGCGCAGAAAGAAGCGCAAAGCCAUCUUUGUUCAGAAGAAACGACGCUCUUCGUCUGUGGGCUACCACACUGCAGAGUCACCUCAGGACAGUGAUUAUUUCUAUGAGGAUGAGGAUGGCGAGGACGCAGAGGGGUCUGGCAGCGAGGAAGGUUCCAGCUCCGAGCUGCAAGAAGAGGCCCCGCCCUACAAGGAUGUGUCGAGGAGGGGCAGACCUCGCCGCUCUGUUACCCAGCGCAGAGUCACCCUCCCCGGGGCCACCGUCCCAGCAGACCGGCCCUCCCUUCGGAGAACCACGCGCUCUCUCUCCUACACCCAGAGUCAGACUGCCAAGCACACACAAGUAAAGACAGAGCAGACUGAAGAGGAAGAGCAACGCUUGGUUUUGGAGCGGAAUCCUCUGGAAUGGAGUGUCUCUGAUGUGGUCGACUUCAUCAUGUCCACCGACUGUGCCUCACUCGCCAAAAUAUUCCAGGAGCAGGACAUUGAUGGCCAGGCCCUGUUGCUGCUAACCCUUCCCACCGUACAGGAGUGUAUGGAUCUAAAGCUGGGUCCCGCCAUCAAGCUCUGCCACCAGAUCGAGCGCGUCAAAGUGGCCUUUUACUCGCAGUACGCCAAUUAAGCCGGCGCUGCUAAUGGGCCUGACGCAGCCCCUGCCCCCCGAACGCCUGUCCCUGCGCGUUGGCCGGAGACAUACACUUAUCUGAGGUUCGCUCCGGGAGUAAAAACUGGAAAACCCGCGAGCACCCGGCUGCGCACCGCAAGGUUAAAAGGACGGCGCGUUUACCAGGAAGACAGGCAUGUGUUUUUCGAGGACGUUUACUGCAUUUCGAUUCGACCAAGUCUUCGUGACAGAGGGAUUUCACUUAGGCAUAAAAUAGAUAAGGGAAGGACAGCAGUUUGUCUUUCUCAAGGAACCCAUAGCGUGACAGGAAGACAUCCAAGUCUUCAUUCCCCGUCACAGUGUGCUCACAGCGGGGUCGCAGCGCGUUCAAAAUGUUUGCGGUGUAGGGUACUGGAAGGAAAAUAUCUACGAUAUUAGUCCUGUUGGAAUGAAAAAUACAUCUCUCCUGAAGGGCAAUCAAAUUGGGGCGUGAUUAUUGAAGCCUUGUGAAACAACACCUGCUGCUGUUGUCAGCCACAGGGCUGUCUUCAUUUUACCUUCCUGUCCUACUGAGACCAAAUGAUUAUAUUUAUAAACAAUUAGAGUUGAAGAAUCGUGUAUAAUGUGAAAUAAUAUAUUUAAAAUAUUUAUUUUGGCCUGACAGAUGUUUUGCUCAGAGGGCCUAGACCUCUUGGGCUUUUUCCUUUCGUGGUGGGAUAUAGAAUAUUUUGUGUAUUUCCAUACCCCUAUGAUAUCGCUGGAUACCCUCUGUAAAUAUUUCCAUAAUCUAUGCAAAAACUGGGCUUUCAUGUUGACUUAUUUUCCUUUUUUUUUCGCUGUUUGACCUGCACUUCCCUUAAGACUUCUGUAAAUAGUUUGUACAUAAAAUGAACUGAUAGUGAGAUCUAGUUUUAAUACAUCCCACAGAUGAGUGGAACAGGCUUGUAGUUUACCCAGCAACUGUGAAGGUCUGAAGGAAUUUCCCAAAUACCAAUGAAAUGUUCUCUAGCAGACCCACAUGUGUGAAAGUCUUGUACAUCACCCAUACCCCUGAGAGGAAUAAAGAAAUAGUAAAAAUAAAGAACUUCCUGUGAGUCA
Molecule: messenger RNA, 4066 nt
Organism: Electrophorus electricus (electric eel)
Lineage: Eukaryota; Metazoa; Chordata; Actinopteri; Gymnotiformes; Gymnotidae
Gene: sfmbt2
Product: Scm like with four mbt domains 2
Biological process (GO): negative regulation of DNA-templated transcription
Cellular component (GO): nucleus
Molecular function (GO): chromatin binding; histone binding; sequence-specific DNA binding
Source: RefSeq, a predicted model, not a curated record